AAAAAAAGAGAGAAAAUCGAAAUUCGAAAGGAGAGAAGAAAAAAAUAAAAACGAAAACAAAAAGGAAAAUCUUGUCGCAGCCUUUUUGCAUUCUGUUCGACAGUCGUGUUGGUCGCCAUCCUGCACCUUGCCGGCGAACCCGCCGUCCCGCAGUUUGUCGGCGGGGCGUCCUCUUCGGUCUUCUGUCCAUCUCCCUUCCCCGCCUUACCCUAACCUGCCAAGAGCCUCCCUCGUCCUCGCUAUUUCUGUCUCCGACCCACUUCACCGCACUUCUUGCGACUGCCCAGCUCCCUAAUCUCGGAGCUAGCUAGCUUCAUGAUGGAGACUCUGGCGCUAUGGGCACCUCCUUGUUCAUCUGCUCCUUCCGCGAUGAGAUUGAGAGCAGCUGCAUGGGACACACAGCCGAGGCUUCCCUACAACCCCAAUGCCCCCAGGAAGCCCCCCAAACUCCUCAAUGUUGGAUCCCCUAGUAAGGCGUCACCAGUAGUCACCUUAAAUGUGUCACCCCCUCGUAUGGAGACACCCGUAUUGGAGCUCCUCAAGCGCCACCAUCAGCAGUCAACAGGUAAAGCACAAGGUAAUUCAGAUGAAACAUAUAUGGGAUAUGAGCGGUGGUUGCCCAGUCCACCUAAGGUGGAGAAACCUCGAUCGGUGUACAAUGCGGCAUCACUGGCAUAUAUUGGUGAUUGCAUCUAUGAGUUGUAUGCCCGCAGGCACUUCUUGUUUCCUCCGCUCAACAUAGAUGAUUAUAACGAUCGCGUGAUGUCAGUGGUACGUUGUGAGGCUCAGGAUGAACUACUUCAGACACUGCUCGCUGACAAUUACUUAUCAGCUGAGGAGAGGGAUAUUCUGAAGUGGGGGAAGAAUGUAACUACGUCGAAGUCACGAACCAAAAGGCGUGCUGGUGUUGCAGUUUAUAACAGAGCAUCGUCAUUGGAAACUCUGAUUGGUUAUUUGUACCUGAAAAAUGUGAAACGCCUUGAAGAUAUCAUGUUGAAGUUGGGAUUUUCUAGUGGUGCUUCCAUGGAUUCAAUUCUUAAAGAUUCAAAUGGUGGCCAAGCUGUUUAAAAAGCAGAUGGUGUAGUAGUGGUGGUGUAGUAGUGAUAAUGAUGCGGCAGGGGUAGCGGCAGAUUGGUACUUGGAGAAAAAUAGGUUAUGAUGACUAUAUUUCAAGGGAAACGGCAUCCAGAGCAAAACUCACCGCUAUGUCGUGAUUUUUCGAUAUUUGAGGCAAAUUCCAUCGUUUAGGGUCUCAAACGAGCAUUUUAUCGUUAUUUGGCUGUUUUUGCAAUUUUAGGAAAUUUUAUUUCUUUUUUUGCAAUUUAGGUUUUUUUUAAUUCCUAUUUAAGCUUUGUAAGCCCUAGGGUUAAAACAGUUGUCUUUCGAUCAGUGAAUAAAAUUUAGAGCUUUCGUGCUAUUUGCCCAA
Molecule: messenger RNA, 1426 nt
Organism: Punica granatum (pomegranate)
Lineage: Eukaryota; Viridiplantae; Streptophyta; Magnoliopsida; Myrtales; Lythraceae
Source: RefSeq, a predicted model, not a curated record